AUGGCCUAUAACGCUGUCGCUCAGGUGGAGGUCGCCUCGGACUCUGACUCUGACCAUUCGAAUCAUUCGCUUUCCCGUUCUCAAGGACGGCAUGUCGACCACCGUCACUUAGAAUCCGCUAGAACUGUCGAAAACCCCGAAUCCCAGUUGGGUGCCAUCUACCGCUCCAUGACUUCCUCCAACUACGAUGUGGUUGAGGCCGAUGACUACGACGCCGAUCCUUCCCCCAAACAUCACCGCAUUCCUCCACUUAACACCGCGGUCGCGCGCCAUUCCUCCCCCGAUCCUCCUUUACGAAGUGCUUCCAGCGAUAUCCCCAUCCCUCUCAGUCACCCAACCCCGGAUUUGCAAUCGUUGCAAGGUGCCUAUGCAGGCAAUGUAGAGCGACUGGAACAAAGCGCAGAGCGUCUAAGCUCCAGUACCGCCGACAUUGCCAGUGAGAUUCGUAAGAUGGACCAGGAACAAAAGCGACGAUCCCACAGUUCGGCUUCCAAUUCCGUAAUCAUGCGGAAUGGUGCAUUCUCCCCGGGCGCCAGCCUUACCAGAUCCCCUCAUGGCUCGACCCGAUCGCGAUCCACGCGCCAACGCUCCGCCUCUAGUGGAUCUUACCUGGCCCAGGUAGCGGAACCCGCCCACGAUGACGAUGGGCAUUUCAUGGACCAGUUUCCCGCGUCACUACUGAUCGCCCCACAAGUCCCCCCUCAUACCUCGAACGAUGGAGUCUUUCAUAGUCAAUAUGACAGCUCAGCGGCCCCCGUGGCUGCCGAGGAGAUCGAGCGUCCGGAUACGGCCGCAUCAGGAGAUACCUUCCAACAAGCCACAACGCUGUUUACCGACUUCGAUGGUGUUCAUUUCGCACCCCUGGAGCCAUCCGAUCCCGGUCGCCAGCUGUCCCUGAGCCAGCCGCCCCUGGCAAGCAAACCGCAACCGUAUAAGCAGCCCCAGACUGGCGAGAACAUGGUUUAUUAUCCCGCCCCUGUUCCACGCAUGUUGAACCUCCCUCCCAAAUUAUCUCGCAGACCACCGAUCGCAGAGCGCGAGAAACGUCGUACGCAGAUCUUGACUACCAUCGCGGCUGAAGAUAGGAAGGCGGCGUUUGGGGAAGGAGCGACCGAAGGUCAUAACGAUAAGCGACAAUCGACACUGCCUUCGCAGCUUCGAGCAAGCGUCUUCUUUGACAAACCGAGCACUACACUGGAGUUGGAAGUGAAGCAGGAUUCGGCGGUUGCGACACUGGAUAGCAUCCUCGACGCCUCGGCGCAUGCACCUGUCUCGGCUUUCACGGAUCACCCGUACGCGGGUCACAUUGGGUCGUACGUCUAUGGAAAGGAGCGAAAGGCCCUUCGAAAACAGAAGUUAGAUCGGAAUUCCCAGUUUCAAAUGGGGCAACAACAAAGCACCAGUAGAGAGAAUGUAUCAGAGGGUUCGGUUCAUUCCGACAGUGAAUUGCAACACGAAGACUCGGAGAGACAUCAUUCGAAUGGGUCGGAGGGCUCAGAUGUGUCAGGGAACGAGGAACAUGGGAAUUACCGGGAGAGCGGCGAUGAUGAUGAGGAGGAGGAGGAGGAUGAGGAUGAGGAAGAGGAAGAGGACGAGCCGCUGGACUAUGUGGGACCCCCAAACACCUUGCUCGCCGAACUAGUGCUGCGAAAGCAAGAGCUUGCACAGCGGAGACGUACGGCAGUCCCCCAAUACACGCCAGGCAUGCAGAACACACUUCUGGAGUUGGACGCGAUGGCCCAAAAGCAGAGCGAGAAGAGAAGACGUCGACCUGUAACUUUGGCCUGGGACAGUCGCAAUGCUGCUGACGAUGACGACGUGCCUCUUGCAAUGUUAUAUCCCGAUCAGAUCGCUGUGGAUGAUCCGGAUCAUCCACGCGGUCUAAUGGAAAAACAUCAUGUUGAGGAACACGAACCCCUAAGUACCCGUCGGGCUCGACUGAGGGGGGAGCCAAUUCCCGAGAAGCGACCUGUCACUUUUUAUGCCGCUGAGAAGCCACAGCCUGCAUCGGAGUCUGCAUCAACGCCCGCCGCAGAGGACGAGACAGGAGAGGAGAAUGAGACGUUGGCUGCGCGUCUGAGACGAUUGAAAGGCCGAAAUCCAACGGAAACAGACUUUUCCAAUAAUCUUCUUGCCGAAUUUGACAGCCGCCUCGGAUCCUCACAUGUCACAGAGGCUACACCAGCUCCUCAACAGCCCCCUGAAGAGGAGACCCUUGCUCAGCGACGAAUGCGCCUUCAAAAAGAAAGUGGCGCACAGCCUGGACUCGCAAAGAACCCGCGGGUGCGAAGAAGCAUGGCUGCUCUCCCCCAGGUUCGGCCCUCAAAUGUAGUCCGCAAGUCCUCUCACGACGCCUUUCAGCAAUCCAGUCGCACGCAACAAUUCGGAAACCGCAUGACCAUGCAGCAGUUCCCUACUACUAAUAUGGGAUACCAAGCACAGGCAUACCCAGCGAACCAGCCACCCCCACCGCCGUAUAGCUAUGGUCCUACUUACCCGCCCCCUUAUGGCUACAACAAUACCAUGAUGGCUAUGCACAGCGCAGGUUAUCCUAUGCCCAAUGUGUGUGGGCCAACCAUGACCCGACAGCCGGUUGAUCCCAAUCAACGCGAUGUCAUUGACCGCUGGCGGCAGAGCGUUCGCUACUAG
Molecule: messenger RNA, 2649 nt
Organism: Penicillium verhagenii
Lineage: Eukaryota; Fungi; Ascomycota; Eurotiomycetes; Eurotiales; Aspergillaceae
Exons: 1
Coding region: 1-2649 (882 amino acids)
Source: RefSeq, a predicted model, not a curated record